AUGUUCGCCACUACCAUACGACGAGCUUCAAGUGUCUCUACUGGUCCUCUCCGCGAGGCAAGCGCGUCCCUGCUUCCGCCUAUUCAGUUGUACAGAGGCAUACUGCGCGGGCACAGGUAUCUUCCACCAGAGAUGAGAAGUCUGGGGGACGACUAUGUGAAGGCUGAGUUUCGGAGACACCGCAAGGUCGAUAACCCACUGCAUAUCAUCGCUUUCUUGACGGAGUGGAAGCUAUACCUUGACCAACUACCGAAGGAUGAGGGCAGCGUCAACUUCUCGGGGCGGAAACUCGACCCUAUGUUGAUUGAGAAGAUGUCCGCCGAGCAGUUGGGGCAGCUAUACGAGCUGAUGCAUGCAACGAAGGACGUGUGGAAGCCUGCUAGCCAGGACUUAGGCGAGUCAGAACCUGGUCACCAGUGA
Messenger RNA from Schizophyllum commune H4-8, 420 nucleotides. Its product is annotated as ACN9-domain-containing protein. Gene Ontology annotation, biological process: succinate metabolic process; mitochondrial respiratory chain complex II assembly. The transcript has 4 exons. Bases 1 to 420 code for a protein of 139 amino acids. The record is from RefSeq and is a predicted model, not a curated record. Gene Ontology annotation, cellular component: mitochondrion; mitochondrial intermembrane space. NCBI's taxonomy places the organism in Eukaryota, Fungi, Basidiomycota, Agaricomycetes, Agaricales, Schizophyllaceae.